AUGUCUGCUGGUGCAGCAAACGGCUCCUUAGCUGUAAUUCAGUGCAGCUGGCUGACCCCCAGGAGAUGGCUGAACCUGCAGGAGUACCAGAGCAAGAAGCUGAUGCAGGACAGCGGCGUGGCGGUCCAGCGCUUCUACGUUGCCGACACAGCGUCGGAGGCGCAGGAGGCGGCAAAAAGACUCAAUGCCAAGGAAAUCGUCCUGAAAGCUCAGAUUCUAGCCGGUGGGAGAGGCAAGGGUGUGUUCGACAGCGGCCUUAAAGGUGGAGUGCACUUAACUAAGGACCCCGCAGUUGUUGGCGAGCUGGCUAAAAAGAUGCUCGGCUUCAACCUGAUUACCAAGCAGACGCCCAAAGACGGAGUGAAAGUGAAAACGGUGAUGGUCGCCGAGGCUCUGGACAUAAGCAGAGAGACGUAUUUUGCCAUCCUAAUGGACCGGGCCUGUAAUGGUCCAGUAAUGGUGGGAAGCCCCCAGGGAGGGAUGGACAUCGAGGAGGUGGCCGCCACCACCCCAGAGCUCAUCUUUAAGGAAGUCAUAGAUAUAUAUAAAGGCGUGCAAGACGACCAGGCGCUUCGCAUGGCAGCUAAUUUGGGUUUCAAAGGACCUCUGCAAAGACAGGCAGCGGAUCAGAUUAAGAGGCUCUAUGAUCUGUUCCUGAAAGUCGACGCCACUCAAGUUGAAGUCAAUCCGCUCGGAGAGACUCCCGAAGGACAAGUGGUCUGCUUUGAUGCCAAGAUCAACUUUGACGACAACGCCGAGUUCCGUCAGAAAGAUGUGUUCGCCAUGGAUGAUAUGACGGAGAGCGACGCCACGGAGAUGGAGGCAGCCAAGUGGGAUCUUAAAUACAUCGGAAUGGAUGGAAACAUCGCCUGCUUUGUGAACGGAGCCGGUCUGGCCAUGGCAACAUGUGACAUCAUUGACCUCCAUGGGGGAAAGCCGGCUAAUUUCCUGGACCUCGGGGGCGGUGUCAAAGAGAGGCAGGUGUACGAGGCUUUUAAGCUGCUGACUGCUGACCCAAAGGUCGAAGCCAUCUUGGUCAACAUCUUUGGAGGGAUUGUCAACUGUGCCAUCAUUGCCAACGGCAUCACCAAAGCCUGUCGAGAGCUGGAGCUCAAGGUCCCGCUGGUGGUCAGGCUCGAAGGCACCAACGUUCACGAAGCUAAGAGGAUCCUGACCGAGAGCGGCCUGCCCAUCACAGCAGCCGACAACCUGGAUGACGCCGCCAAGAAAGCGGUGGCCGCCAUCAGGAAAUGAGAGCUUCUGGCGACAUCUCCACACUUUUGCUCCUGCGUGGCUUCCAUCAUCACCAGCAGCCUUUUCUAUCCACAAACCUCCAGUUUCUCUCAUCAUCGUCGCUUUUUCUUUUCUUUUUUUCUUUUUUAAAGAGUUCUCAUUUCCAUAUUUGUAUACGUUUCAAAAGCAUUUUACUGUCAUGCUGUAUUUUUUGUUUCUGAAUGUAACAAAUUGGCUGCUUUUAAUUACUUUAACCAUCAUUUCAUGUUGAUUGGAGAAAAUUCCCACCCCUUUUAUUUUUUUGGGGACAUCUUAGGAGUUUCCAGAACCUUCGACUGAAAGUGGAUUGAAGUUUUUCACUUUCAUUCCUUUGCAUUCCAUUUUCCAGUGAAAAGAGACGUGUCUCUCUGGAUAUUAUGGUGUUUAUGUUCACUUUUGUAGGGAAAGGAAGACAUUUUUGUACUUCUUAAGCAUAAAAAAACAACCUGUGAACUCUUCCAAUGUAACGUAAGCUAAAGGCGGCAAGACGCUUGGUGCAAACUGUUCACUUCAAGGCUCAGGUUAGCCACAGCGCCUUACCUGUGUCUCAGUUGAGUUCCUGCAUCAUGUCUUACAUUUAAGUGCUAAGUCCAUAUAUUUGUGCCUGAGGUUUGACAGUUGAAAGGUUUGGCUGCUGCCAUUACAGCUCAAUCAUCUCUAAUCUUUUUUUUUUUUUUUCUAAUCUUUUUUUUUUUUUUUUGUGAAAGGUUGAAACUAGAAUGGGGGAAAAUAUAUCAUUUUGUAAAAUCAUGAAUGUAUAUUAACAACUAAAACGAAGCCUGAAAGUUGUACAUAAUCUAAGAGAUUAAAAACGGAUAUUUCAAAUCAGUGACGUGUGUCUUUGGAGGAUGACCCCUCUGUGUAAAACAGCCAGCAGACAGAAACGUUGGGAAGGAAACAUUAUUACUGCUGACUAUUUCUUUCUUUUUGUUUUUUUGCCUAUUUAUUAAAAACAAAAAAAAACAUGUUUGCAGAAUCUGGUGGAAGUGUCUGUUUGAGAAAAGAGCUCCAGCAUUUUGUUCAGUUUUGUCCUUGAGUUCAGACUCUGUUGACUUCAGGAAAGACGGAGCAUCCUUCAUCAUUUGUCUGUGGAGCUUUAAGGUACAGGAUGUUUAUUUUUAUUUUUAAAAAAUGUGCAAAAAAAACCCUUAACAAAUACAUUUUGUUAAGGUUCAACAUCAGUUUAUACACACUGAUUCCAUGGGAAAGAAAAAAAAUUAAUAACUCAGAAGUUGCAACCUGAGUGCAACACAAUAAGCUGCUUGUUUGGCAUUUCCACUUUAUCGCAUCAGACGAGCAGAAAGCUUUGCAGAAGAAAUAUUUAGAAAAUGACCGGAGUUCAGAAUGAAGCACGCCAAUAAAAGUACAUCUUUAAAGCUG
Poecilia reticulata (guppy) is the source of this 2652-nucleotide messenger RNA. The record is from RefSeq and is a predicted model, not a curated record. NCBI's taxonomy places the organism in Eukaryota, Metazoa, Chordata, Actinopteri, Cyprinodontiformes, Poeciliidae.